AUGAUUGGCAAAUAAUGGAAUGUUCUGAAUCAAAUGCAAAAUGCAUUGAAUCCAAAAAAUUUGUUUUUCAUUGAUUUUGGUCCCUUUUUCCAGCAUUCACCCCAAUUUACCAAAUUUUUGUAUUACCUUUAGUUUUUCCAUUGAAACCAGAAAUGAACUUGUUUACAAAACUACAAGGCGUGUGAGAAAAAACCGCUGAUCAGUCGCCAUGAGUUAAACUGUUACACGAUUGAUGAUUUUUAAAGAUGUUCGUAAAUUGUUUUUUAAGGCAAAUAAUAUUUAGAAUUUAGAAUGACAUUACAAACAAUGAAGAGAGUAAUUUCGCUUCUUCCCUCUGCAGCUGAAAUAGUUGCAUUAGUAGCUGGUGAUAAUUUAACUGUUCAGCUCGUAGGAAGAAGUCAUGAGGAUGAUUAUCCAGCAUCAGUGAAUAAUUUGCCGAUUCUAACUGCACCAAAAACUAAAUUUACAACAACCGCUGAUGUAGAUACACAAGUUUCUCAAUUUCUCGCGCAGGGAAAUAGUCUUUAUACAUUGGAUACAGAAAAAUUGAAGAGCUUAAAUCCUGAUAUUAUAGUUACGCAGGAUUUAUGUCACGUAUGCUCUGUUGAUUUAAAUAUGGUACAACGAAUCGCAAAAGAAAUGGAUCCGGUUCCGACCAUUGUGGCUUUGAAUCCUAUGUCACUCGAUGAUGUUAUCAAAUCAAUUGAUGACGUUGGCUCUGCUCUUGACAUGGUUAACGAAUCUAAUUUAGUAAAGUCAAAAUUAUUAUCACGUGUAAAAUAUGCUCGAGAUAUUGCGUUCCAAAGCCAUACAGCUGGUAAAAAGCGCUCUCGUGUAGCAUUCCUUGAAUGGCCUUCUCCGAUCUAUUUAGGAGGUCAUUGGACACCACAAAUGAUUCGUUGGAGUAAUGGAGUACAAGUGGUGAAUGAUUGUAAGGAUGGAGAGACUGCUGAAAUGGGAGCACCGCCAUCGUUUCGCGUCCCACCACAAGAUGUUAUCGAUUCUCAUCCUGAAAUUCUUAUUAUUUGUCCUUGUGGAUUAAAUCUUGAAGCAACUAGAAAAGAAUACGAAGAAACAUUAUUACCUUCAGAAUGGUGGCCGAAAUUAGCCGAAAAUGCCACCAAAAUAGCUUUGGUUGAUGGAAAUCAGAUGUUUAAUCGUCCAGGACCUCGUCUCGUAGAUGCAUUAGAAUGGCUUGUUGGAUAUAUAAAUGAUAUUCCAGAAAUGAUUCCAGGAAAUUUUCCGUGGGAGAAUUUAAAAUCAUAAACAAUUCAAAUUUUAAAUAUUUCAUUUUAAAUCCUUUCAUUUUAUACAUUAACCGGGAUUAUUAUUUCUCUCAAAAUAUAUAACCCUUUGAGAUAUUUAAAAUUCCUUUUGUUUGUUGGACACUUAAUGAUCAUUGAAAUUAAGUAUUUAAUUGUAAAUUUGCAAUUUAAAUUUUUUAUAAAUAUAUUUAAUAUAUAAAAAUAAAGUUUUAAUUCAAAAUAAGUGAUUUUUAUAAGACGCUUUAUAAAUAACAUCAUAAAAGAAUAAAAAUCGAUGCAAAAUGUUUUGUUUAAAUAGAUUAACACAGAAUCCAUCAAAAUUUUUAUUUGGAAUCUAAAUGUUUUUGAAUAUAAAUAUUCCAUAAUCAAAUAAUUUAUAAUCUUUUUUUUUUUCUUCAAUAUCUAGGUGGUGCAUAC
Molecule: messenger RNA, 1682 nt
Organism: Rhizophagus irregularis DAOM 181602=DAOM 197198
Lineage: Eukaryota; Fungi; Glomeromycota; Glomeromycetes; Glomerales; Glomeraceae
Source: RefSeq, a predicted model, not a curated record